This is a messenger RNA of Hevea brasiliensis (rubber tree), 1811 nucleotides long. RefSeq lists its product as uncharacterized. Gene Ontology annotation, molecular function: DNA-binding transcription factor activity. NCBI's taxonomy places the organism in Eukaryota, Viridiplantae, Streptophyta, Magnoliopsida, Malpighiales, Euphorbiaceae. The coding region runs from base 301 to 1560 and encodes 419 amino acids. The record is from RefSeq and is a predicted model, not a curated record. The transcript is spliced from 6 exons.
AGUCAGAUAGAGAGAGAGAGAGAGAGAGAGAGAGAGAGAGAUAGGGAGAGAGAAAACUAGCGAGAAAAUCGAGAAAUGAGAAGAUUCUGAAGAAUGCUUGGAUUUCAGUGCUUUGAAAACAUCCACUGUGAUGUGAUUUUCUUCUCGGACAAGAAAAUCUCUUCCUCAUAAAAGAUUUUUUUGAGCUGAAAACAUGGUUGGACUUUCCUUGGUUCACCUUGAUCAUUAACGCAUAGGGAAAGACAGAGAAGACCAAAGAAAAAAAAGACAAAAAGACCAGCUCUUUCAGCUUUUACAGAAAUGUGCAGCAAUACCAGCCUUAGCAGCAGUGGUGGUGGUGGUGGUUGUGGUGACUAUAGUGGUGGCUGUGGUGGCUAUAGUGGUGGUUAUGGUGGUGAGAGUAUAUAUUCAAAGAAACCCAAGAGACAAAGAGUCCCAAAGAGAGGACCCGGAGUGGCAGAACUAGAGAAGAUCUUGAGAGAACAAGAGAAGAGACCUGAUUUAGACAAAGCCAAGAAUGAAGGAUUCUCUUUAGUUUCACUACCUCCAUGUUCUUAUCAGCCACAAUCUCCUCUUCUUCCAUCACCAAAUUCUUUACCUACACCUGUCCCCUCAUUUGCUCCAAAUCCAAACAAUUUUACUCCACCAACGACCACAACAUUUUACGCUAACAAUUCUGAUAGUAACCCACCAUCAGGAGGUGGUAGAAGUGGUGUUCAUAUCGCUGGAUCAGGUGUUGUUUUACCUGAACAUGCAUUAUUACCAACAAUGUGGAAUUCUUGUGAGCCUAAUGGAGAGAUUGGAGGUUCUAGAUCAGCUUCUGGGAUUCCACUUUCUAUCCCUUUAUCCAACGGAUGUAAUAAUCACUUUUUUCCUUCUCCUAGUUUGAUGCAAAGAAGCCAACACUCACCACCUUCAAUGAAAAAUCUUUUUCCACACCCUGUUGUGACAUCUUUAGCAACCUCAUCUUCUGCUGGACCUUGUCAUGGUAGAGAGCCCCCUUCAAACCAAACACGUCAUCACUAUACUAAUGCGUGGCCAGAGGAAGAUAAGGUUGGUGCAAAGAGAUCAAGGCCAUUCUCCAUAGAGAUGAUGAUCCCUCCGGUUCCUCCUUUCCGGUACCAAGCUCCUACAUUUUCACCUCAGAUGAACGGACUAGACUCGUCACUUUCAUGUGGUGGUCACAGCAUAAUCAAUCUUGAACCAUGUGACACAAUCUCAAGAGAGAUGAAGUCCGGAAGUUCUUCGGAGCCCAACAUAAGAAAAUGCAAAAGUACAGAUACUGGAGCAGACAAUGGCAAUUUCCUCUUGUUUGGCUCACCAACAACUCCAUCAAUUCAGAAUCAACGAGAACGGUCCAAAUUUAGUCUUUUCCCAUUUCAGGAAAACAAUGGGGACUCGCAGCAUAUGGCAGCACAAGGUGGAUCAGUUCAGAAUAAAACUUUCUAUAGCUUCUUACUUCCAAGUAAGCAAAUUGGUACGGUGGAAACAGACUUUGGCUUAAACAAUGAGAGGAUUGAAACGAGAGGAGAUGGCAUUGAUCUCAACCUCAGGCUCUAAGUGCAUGUGAAAAGCUUAUGAUACAAAAUGAAAAUUCUCAUUUUAAGGACUAUUUCUAUAGAUGGUUGAGAAGUUGGUCCUUGUAUACAAAUGUGUGCCUUCGAGUGGAUAUUUGGCUUUGGAUGUAAAGAAUAGAGAUAUGAGAGUUUCUUCUUUUGGCUGCUCUGGCUCAAGUAAAUUAUUGUAUGAAUUACUAUAUAUGAAUAUGUAUAAAGUUUCCCUUUGCAUUGGACAAACGUAAAACUAAAAGU